Eimeria tenella is the source of this 221-nucleotide messenger RNA. RefSeq lists its product as uncharacterized. Lineage: Eukaryota; Apicomplexa; Conoidasida; Eucoccidiorida; Eimeriidae. The annotation marks the transcript as partial. The transcript has 2 exons. The record is from RefSeq and is a predicted model, not a curated record.
GGACUCUGCGGGAGUACCAGUCUGCGCGGGAGGAAAGCGCAUGCGGGGCUUGUCCCCAGGGAAGCUUCUGCGAGGGCCCCGGGCAGCAAAGAAUAAGUGGAGACUGUUUGGAGGGAUUUUACUGUCCCGAGGGCUCGACGGACAAGGCCCAGCAGCUCUGCCCCGCCGGCUCUAGCUGUCCUGCUGCAGCAGCAGAGCCCAUUGAGUGCGAGCCCGGGUAA